Drosophila rhopaloa is the source of this 2199-nucleotide messenger RNA. It is a transcript of the gene Hsc70-1, whose product is annotated as heat shock 70 kDa protein cognate 1. The transcript has 3 exons. The coding region runs from base 129 to 2060 and encodes 643 amino acids. Gene Ontology annotation, cellular component: nucleus; cytosol; cytoplasm. Gene Ontology annotation, molecular function: misfolded protein binding; ATP binding; ATP-dependent protein folding chaperone. The record is from RefSeq and is a predicted model, not a curated record. Gene Ontology annotation, biological process: protein refolding; vesicle-mediated transport; cellular response to unfolded protein. Lineage: Eukaryota; Metazoa; Arthropoda; Insecta; Diptera; Drosophilidae.
AGAAGGCGCUCGAAUUCUUCCGAGUCCUGACCUUCGUACUGCUGUUCCUGAUCAUCUCCCUGUAUCUAUAUCGUUUCGCGUUCUAAAGGACUAGCGCUGACUGCCUGGGGUAUUUGGCCGCAGCCGAGAUGCCCAAAUUACCAGCGGUUGGCAUUGAUCUUGGUACCACGUACUCGUGUGUCGGCGUCUUUCAGCAUGGCAAGGUGGAGAUCAUCGCCAACGACCAGGGCAACCGCACCACGCCCAGCUAUGUGGCGUUCACGGAGUCGGAGCGUCUGAUCGGCGAUGCGGCCAAGAACCAGGUGGCCAUGAAUCCCAACAACACGAUCUUCGAUGCCAAGCGGCUGAUUGGCCGCCGUUUCGACGACGCCACCGUCCAGUCGGACAUGAAGCACUGGCCCUUCGAGGUGGUCGCCGAGAACGGGAAGCCCCGGAUCCAGGUGGAGUACAAGGGUGAGCGCAAGAGCUUCUAUCCGGAGGAAGUGUCCUCGAUGGUGUUGACCAAAAUGCGGGAGACGGCAGAGGCCUAUUUGGGUGGCUCUGUCACAGACGCGGUUGUCACGGUUCCGGCCUAUUUCAACGACUCCCAGCGACAGGCCACCAAGGAUGCGGGCGCCAUUGCCGGCUUGAAUGUCCUUCGCAUCAUCAACGAACCCACGGCGGCGGCCAUUGCCUACGGAUUGGAUAAACAGGGCACCAGUGAGCGGAAUGUCCUGAUCUUCGAUCUCGGCGGUGGCACUUUCGACGUAUCCGUGCUGACCAUUGAGGAUGGCAUCUUUGAGGUGAAGGCCACCGCUGGGGACACUCAUCUUGGUGGCGAGGACUUUGACAACCGACUGGUGAACCACUUCGUGCAGGAGUUCCAGCGCAAGCACAAGCGUGAUCUGGGCCAAAAUAAGCGGGCACUGAGACGUCUGCGAACCGCCUGUGAACGGGCCAAGCGGACCCUCUCCUCUUCCACACAGGCCAGCAUCGAGAUCGACUCGCUCUUCGAGGGCGUUGACUUCUACACCUCGGUGACACGCGCCCGUUUCGAGGAGUUGAACGGGGAUCUGUUUCGGGGCACCAUGGAGCCGGUGGCCAAGGCGCUGCGCGAUGCCAAGAUGGAUAAGGGCCAGAUCCACGACAUCGUUCUGGUGGGCGGCUCAACCAGGAUACCCAAGGUGCAGCGUUUACUGCAGGACUUCUUCAACGGCAAGGAGCUGAACAAGUCCAUCAAUCCCGAUGAGGCGGUGGCCUACGGAGCCGCAGUGCAGGCGGCCAUCCUUCAUGGCGACAAGUCGGAAGCGGUGCAGGAUCUGCUUCUGCUGGACGUCACCCCCCUCUCCCUGGGCAUUGAGACCGCUGGCGGGGUGAUGACCACGCUGAUCAAGAGGAACACCACCAUACCCACCAGGCAGACGCAGAUCUUCACCACGUACGCGGACAACCAGCCGGGCGUGCUCAUCCAGGUGUUCGAAGGUGAGCGAGCGAUGACUCGGGAUAACAACAGCCUGGGAAAAUUCGAACUGUCGGCGAUUCCUCCGGCUCCGCGGGGAGUGCCCCAGGUGGAGGUGACCUUUGACAUCGACGCCAAUGGCAUACUCAAUGUGACGGCGCUGGAAAAGUCAACGGGCAAGGAGAACCGCAUCACCAUCACCAACGACAAGGGACGUCUCUCCAAGGAGGACAUCGAGCGGAUGGUCAACGACGCCGAGUCAUACCGCCAGGCGGAUGAGCAGCAACGCGACCGGAUCAAUGCCAAGAACCAGCUGGAGUCCUACUGUUUCCAGCUGCGCUCCACCCUGGAUGACGAGCAAAUGAGUAGCCGCUUUAGUCCCGCGGAUCGGGAGACCAUCCAGCAGCGAUCCAGUGAGACCAUUGCCUGGUUGGAUGCCAAUCAACUCGCCGAGCGGCAGGAGUUCGAGCACAAGCAGCAGGAGCUGGAGAGGAUCUGCAGCCCGAUCAUCACGAGGCUGUACCAGGGCGCAGGAAUGGCACCACCACCACCGCCCCCAACAGGAGGCCCCAGUUCGGGUGCCACUGGCGGCUCUGGCCCCACCAUCGAGGAGGUUGAUUAAUGGAAUGGAGUACUUGUUUUUCGGUUCCACCCCAAGUGGUUUCAAAUUUGGUUGUUAUCCCUAGAAAUUCGAUAAUUCUUAGCCAAAUCUUAGCAAUUUUGUAUCCCCAAAAUCUCAAUUAAAAUUUACUUGUCCCAAA